This is a messenger RNA of Oppiella nova, 441 nucleotides long. The record is from the annotation of a GenBank genome assembly. Lineage: Eukaryota; Metazoa; Arthropoda; Arachnida; Sarcoptiformes; Oppiidae.
AUGACUGCGGACGAAGAGGGCGUAACAGACCUCGACUCUAUUGCAGACACCGGACCCAUUCAGUUUGAAUAUGAACUAAAUGAGCAAAACCGUCGCAUAAGGCUAGGGAAAGGCACGUAUGGAGUGGUGUUCGCGGCCAGAGAUCUUAGAACUCAAGUCACAAUUGCUGUCAAAGAGAUUCCAAUCAAAAACAUUGGUGAAGUGCAACCCCUUCACGAAGAAAUCAAACUUCACUCACAGUUGCGUCACAAGAAUAUUGUCAUAUAUUUGGGAUCUGUCUGCGAGGGCGAGACUUUCAAGAUUCUGAUGGAAAGGGUUCCGGGAGGCAGUCUAUCGCAGCUAUUGAGGUCCAAAUGGGGACCACUUAAGGACAACGAACCCACCAUUUCUUUCUAUACGCGACAAAUACUGGAAGGUUUGAAGUAUUUACACGACCAGAAG